CUGGGUGCUGCUUGAGAGGGAAGUGCUGCUGUCGUGCGACGUGGAAAGGCAGUAUGGCACUUACAUCUUUUGUAAUCCAACAAGUGAAAUCAAGAGGCACAAUAAGAACUGCCAGCUUCCAGCAGGAUAUAACUCUAUGAUGUAGCACAUCUGCACACUGAUUCACCUCUGUGUGAAGAAUAACUGUCAAUCGUCAUGGACGGAGGGUUGACUAUCACUUUUAUAUCGGCUGCGAUGUUUGUAGGAACUUUUGUACUUGGAUUCAUCCCACUGUUGUUCAGGCUUAACGAGAAAAGCCUGCAGUUUGUCUCCAUCCUGGGGGCAGGACUGCUGUGUGGAACAGCGCUGGCAAUCACCAUCCCUGAGGGAGUGGGUUUACUGGAGGAGUCAUGGAGAGCAUCCUCCUCCUCUGAUGUGCCAUCCCAUCUAAAUGCCAGUGGGAAAAAUAAAAAUGUAACUACCACAGAUGGUCCACCUCGAUUUCUCAUUGGGGUGGCUCUAACCUUUGGGUUCACCUUCAUGUUUGUGGUGGAUCAGAUUGGAAGUUACUUCUCCAUGCGUGGGCGAGUGUCUCUUUUGGCUAACAGUGUCGGCAUCACAGCCACUUUGGGGCUGGUGAUUCAUGCUGCAGCUGAUGGAUUUGCUGUGGGUGCAGCUGUGUCCACGGGGCAAGUGACAGUGCAAGUAAUAGUAUUCCUAGCUGUGAUCCUACACAAGGCUCCUGCUGCUUUCGGUUUGGUGUCCUUCCUGAUGCAUGCAGGCCUUGAAAAGAAACACAUCCAGGGACAUUUGCUGGCCUUUUCAGCUGCAGCACCCGUUCUUGCCAUCACCACUUACUUCAUAUUACAUGCAUCUGGCAGCUCCUCUCAGAAUCAGCUCAGUGCGACAGGAGUGGGAAUGCUCUUCUCGGCCGGGACUUUCCUCUAUGUGGCCACAGUGCAUGUUCUUCCCGAGAUCAGCAAUAGCAGGACGAGUCGACCCCCCUCUGACCUCCAUCAAUACUCUGGAGCUGAGGCACAUCAUGAGCGAUAUCUGGGGCUCCUGGAGAGCCUCACUCUGAUCCUGGGGGUCGGGCUUCCUAUGGUGCUGGCUCUCGGGCUGCAUGACGACUGAAAGGAAAUGUGGCACAGUGUCACCACAGCUCAAAGGAAAACACCUGUCACUUUUCACUUCCUGUAUGGCAGAAUGACUGAGUGGACAAACAUGUGACUAAAAGAAAGGUUACCUUGCAAUGUUUUAGUCUCAGUAAAAUUGAGGCCAGCCAUUGUUUGCGUAUCAAAGGAGCUCUCCAAUGGGGCUAAAAAACCUGAUAGCUAAUAUAUUUCCUCUGGGAUGGACUUAGUUUUCAUUGCAAGACUGAAAAAAGGCACCAUUUGUUGUUGAAGUUUGAAUUCAAUAAGCCUUAUACAGCCCCUUCCAUCCUGCUGUCACAAAGACACUAAAAUCUAGACAUGUUGCUUUCAGAGGUGAAAUCCCAGUAACUCAAUAUAUUUACAGCAACAACCAAAUCAUCUCAUAAUGUAAGAGUUCUUAGACACACAUUUUCAAAUGUGUUGUGUAGUUAAGAGCUUGGAAACAACCUGUCUUUCAGUCUAUAAUUGAGCAAUGUUAGAAAGAUUCGAUGUGUGAGCAGUUUUCAUAUUUUUGUCAGCAACAUCAGAAAACAACAUUUGAACGUAUUCCAGCAGCGUAACAACUGUUUAAUAAUACGCACGAAGAAAUACACGACAGAAACAGGUGGCUGAGGUAGGUUACCCAGUGGCUACCUCAAAUCACAGUCGCUUCACUGAAUUAAAGUCCAUGCCACCGUAAGUACCAGAGUUAUCUCUCUUCAGACAAAAACUGCUAUGUUAUCACUGCUUAAUGUCUUGCUAAAGUCAGUGUUAAAUGAACACUAUUAAAUAUCAAUAUUAAAGCCGUU
This is a messenger RNA of Eleginops maclovinus (Patagonian blennie), 1921 nucleotides long. Its product is annotated as zinc transporter ZIP9. Gene Ontology annotation, biological process: zinc ion transport; transmembrane transport. NCBI's taxonomy places the organism in Eukaryota, Metazoa, Chordata, Actinopteri, Perciformes, Eleginopidae. The transcript is spliced from 7 exons. Gene Ontology annotation, molecular function: metal ion transmembrane transporter activity. Gene Ontology annotation, cellular component: membrane. The record is from RefSeq and is a predicted model, not a curated record. The coding region runs from base 196 to 1113 and encodes 305 amino acids.